Colletotrichum spaethianum is the source of this 2607-nucleotide messenger RNA. Its product is annotated as beta-mannosidase B. The transcript is spliced from 3 exons. The coding region runs from base 1 to 2607 and encodes 868 amino acids. Gene Ontology annotation, biological process: glycoprotein catabolic process; carbohydrate metabolic process. The record is from RefSeq and is a predicted model, not a curated record. Lineage: Eukaryota; Fungi; Ascomycota; Sordariomycetes; Glomerellales; Glomerellaceae. Gene Ontology annotation, molecular function: beta-mannosidase activity.
AUGCCUCUCCUCCGGCAUGAGCUCAGCAGCGGCUGGACUUUCAGACAGCAAGACGACGCCUCGGAGAAUCCAUGGCUCCCAGUGCCCAAGGUCCCUAGCCAAGUCCACGUAGACCUCCUGGCGAACAACAAGAUACCAGACCCGUUCCUGGACAUGAACGAGCUCGCCGUCCAAUGGGUUGCGGAAAAGACCUGGGUCUACCGCACGUCCUUCGCGACGCCGACAGACUCGCCAGACUCCACCGCCAAUGUGACGGAUCUCGUUUUUGAGGGCCUGGACACAUUUGCGACGGUCAUCCUGAACGGAGCCGAGAUCUUUCAAUCGGAUAAUAUGUUCCUCUCACACCGCGUCGAGGUCUCACAGCUCUUGAAACGCGACGGGGCCGAUAAUGUCCUGGAGGUCGUCUUCGACUCGGCGCUGCUCCGCGGCAGACAGCUCGUCGAAGAGCACGCGCACGAGCACAGGUUCAUCGCACGGCAAACGGAGCAGGGCCGGAUCCCGGUGCGGAAGGCGCAGUAUCACUGGGGCUGGGACUGGGGUCCGAUUCUGGUCACGGCCGGGGUCUGGAAGCCGGUGUUUCUGGAGCGGUAUAUUGCUCGUUUGGACGAUGUCUGGGUCAAGAGUGAGGUCAGCCCGGAUCUGAAGUCGGUGUAUGGACAAAUCGUCGUCAAAACAGAGGGCUCCAACAUCGGCAAGGUAUCCGUAAAGCUCACCCUGGAAGACACAGCUGUCCUCGAAAAGGACCUCUCUGUCGCCGAGGACGGAGUAGCGCAAACAGACUUCCACUUAGACAACCCUCGACUUUGGUACCCCCUGAACACCGGCCCCCAGACCCUCUACACAAUCACGGCCACGGUUCACCACACCUCCGGCACCCCACUCUGGACGCAAACCAGAAAGACGGGCUUCCGCCGCGCCGAGCUGAUCCAAGUGCCCGAUGCUCUCGGAAAGUCCUUUUACUUCCGCAUCAACAACCUCGACGUCUUCGCCGGCGGCUCCUGCUGGAUCCCCGCCGACAGCUUCCACGCCUCCAUCAGCCCCCAACGAUACCGCGCGUGGGCGGAGCUCCUGGCCGCCUCUAACCAGAACAUGCUCCGCGUCUGGGGCGGCGGGGUGUACGAGGCCGACGCGCUGCUCGAGGCGUGCGACGAGCUGGGCGUGAUGGUGUGGCACGACUUUUGCUUCGCGUGCGGGAGUUACCCGGCCUACCCUUCGUUCUUGAAGAGCGUCGAGGAGGAGGCGAGGCAGAAUCUGAGACGGUUGAGAGGGCAUCCGAGUAUAGUCAUCUGGGCGGGGAAUAACGAGGACUACCAGGUGCAAGAGAGAUACCAGCUGGAGUACCGGUUCGACGAGGACAAGGACCCAGAGUCCUGGCUCAGGUCGAGUUUCCCGGCGAGGUAUCUGUAUGAGUAUCUCUUGCCCAAGAUUGUGAAGGAGGAGAGCCCGCAUACGGCUUAUCACCCGAGCAGUCCUUGGGGGGAUGGAAAACCUACUGCCGACCCGACGGUCGGCGAUAUCCAUCAGUGGAACAUCUGGCACGGCGCCAUGAACAAAUACCAAGACGCCCACCUCCUAACCGGCCGCUUCGUCUCCGAGUUCGGCAUGGAGGGCUACCCUCACCUCUCUACCACGACGGCCAUGCUUACCGCGCCAUCCCAGCGACGUCCCGGCUCCAUGGCCCUCGACUUCCGCAACAAGGCCUACGACCACGAACGCCGCAUGAUGACCUACGUCGCCGAGAACUUCUCGUUAUCAUACGACCUGCCCCGCUUCACGCAUCUCACCCAGCUGAUGCAGGCCGAGGCCAUGUCUUUCACCUACAAGGCCUGGCGCCGGAACUGGGGCACCGGCGGGGCGAGAGGUUGCGGCGGCGCGCUGGUGUGGCAGCUCAACGACUGCUGGCCGACAGUGAGUUGGGCCGUUGUGGACUACUGGCUCGUGCCGAAGCCUGCUUUCUACGCAAUCGCGCGGGCCUUGAGGGUGUUGGACGUCGGUGUAAGAAGGCGGGUCGACGAAUGGACCAAGUGCCAUGCAGACCCGACGAUGGGCGCGAGGGGCACCGAGUUCGAGGUUUGGGUAGCGAGCGGCCGGCAGGAUGCCGUCGCGGGCGAUCUGGUGGUGCGGUUCAUCUCCAUCAGGACUGGGAGGGAGGUGACGCAGCGGGUUGAGAAGAAGGUUGUGGCGAAGGAAAAUGCGACGACGGAUGUUCUGGAGAAGCAGAUCAUCAGCCCCGUGAAGCAGGAGUUCCGGGACGCGAGUGUGCCGUUUCACCCAGGGGAGGAUGAUCCGUUUGUUAUCCACGCGACGCUUACUGUGGAUGGAAAGGUUGUGGCAGAGGACACGGCGUGGCCGCAGCCGCUCAAGUACCUCGAAUUUUCGGACCGGGGCGUAAGGACGUCGGUGGAGGAAGGGCAGUUGAUUGUCUAUACGGAGAAGCCAGUCAAGGGGUUCGUCAUCCAGGAGGAGCGGGGGAUGAAGCUGAGUGAUAACGGGUUUGACAUCGUGCCGGGCGAGGAGAAGGUGGUUCGGGUAGAUGGCAUCGAGGUUGAGAAAUUGAGGUGGACAUAUCUAGGGGCACCGGAGGCGUCGCUGGGGUUGUCAAGCUAG